Messenger RNA from Rubroshorea leprosula, 2885 nucleotides. The record is from the annotation of a GenBank genome assembly. NCBI's taxonomy places the organism in Eukaryota, Viridiplantae, Streptophyta, Magnoliopsida, Malvales, Dipterocarpaceae.
UAUCACAUUUUCUUCCCUUCUUGAUUUCAAUUACAGCCCCUAAAUACUUUAGGCUUCAGAAACAUGAAAUUCCCACAGUUUCUGCUUCUAUUUUUCUUAUUCCACUGCAUUCUUUACUUGGGUAUAACCCAGAUAGAAAAUUUUGAAGCAAGAGAAGAAAAGGAAGCCCUUCUGUACUUCAAAUCCCAACUGAGUGACCCACAAAAUGCACUCUCAGGCUGGACACACAACACUUCACAUUGCACCUGGAGUGGUGUCUUGUGCAGUAACAAUGGAUCCUUUGGAGUACAGUCUCUCCAGCUUGGCGGCCUUGGCCUUACCGGGCCCUUAUCGCCUCAGCUCGCUAACCUCACUCUCCUCCAGAAUCUCAACCUUUCCUUCAACUCGUUUUCUGGGAAAAUCCCCCUGGAGUUUGGCAGGCUCUCACUUCUCCAGCAUAUUGACCUCACCAAAAAUUCAAUCAGUGGCAAUAUUCCGGCCAUUUUAUCGGCUUGUCAUAACCUUACAACACUCAGGCUAGUAGCAAACAACCUCACAGGUAACCUUCCACCUGAACUUGGCAACUUACAAGCGCUCAGGAUACUUGAUGUUUCGGUCAAUAGCCUCACCAGCAAAAUCCCUUCUACAUUGGGGAACCUUUCCUCUCUUACUUUUCUUGCCCUUGCAAGAAACCAACUUGUUGGGGAAAUUCCAGCUGAAUUAGGAAACCUACCAAAUGAAAUGGGUGAAGCUUUCCCAAAUCUCAGACAACUUUUUCUAGCACAGAACAACUUCCAAGGAACCAUACCAGUUUCUAUAACAAAUUCUUCUAUAAUUGAAUUCCUUGAUUUAUCUAGAAACAAAUUUCAUGGGCCAAUUCCACUGUUUGGCAAUAUGAAAAAUCUCAUCAGGUUGGACGUUGGUCAAAAUAAUCUUGUUUCUUCUACUGCAAGGAAUCUUCAGCUGAUUGAUUCUCUAGCAAAUUGUACUCAGCUCGAGUAUCUGAUGAUUUACACCAACCAACUCUCCGGAGAAUUUCCAUCCUCAGUUGCAAAUCUUUCAGCCAAUCUUCAACAUUUUUGCUUUUCAGACAAUUUGUUAACCGGGAGCUUCCCUCAAGGUGUUGAAAAUUUUCAAAACCUCAUUUCUGUGUCUAUAGAGAAAAACUCUUUUACAGGUGAAAUCCCGAGGACCCUAGCAAAACUUAGAAAUCUGCAAAGUUUUGUAGCUUACCAAAAUAUGUUUUCUGGGAAUAUCCCAGAUUUCUUUGGCAAUUUUUCUCGACUUUCUGAUCUCCAGUUAGGAAUUAACCAGUUUUCUGGUGAAAUUCCUCGUAGUCUAGGGGACUGUCGACAGCUGAAUACCUUAAACCUAGCUGAGAACAGACUUACUGGAAUCAUACCAACAGAAAUAUUCAGGCUUUCCAGUUUGACCAACUUGUAUCUGGGACAAAACCUUCUAAGGGGUUUUGUCCCUAGUGAAGUAGGUAACUUGGAACAGCUUGAAUACUUUGAUGUUUCUGGUAAUCAUUUAUCUGGAAAUUUAACUUCAUCCAUUGGAGAUUGUUCAUCUCUAAGGAAGAAGAAAAACAAGGAGAACAAAGGCAAUACAACUUCUCCUUUGAAGGGUUUUCCUCCGAUGAUAUCUUACUCUGAUAUCCGCCAUGCUACAAGCAACUUUUCAGCUGAAAAUUUGAUUGGAAAAGGAGGUUUUGGUUCUGUUUACAAAGCUGUGCUUGAUAACACUACCUUAGCAGUGAAGGUACUUGACAUGCAAGCAAGCAGAGCUUUCAAAAGUUUUCUAACGGAAUGUGAAGCUUUGAGAAAUAUCAGACAUAGAAAUGUUGUCAAGAUCAUUACCUCAUGCUCAAGCAUCGACUACAAGGGAGACGAAUUCAAGGCACUGAUCAUGGAAUUCAUGCCCAAUGGAAACCUGGAUAGGUGGCUGUAUCCUGUGCCAGAAGAUGUGGAAUCAGGGUUAUGCUUGACCCUGCUGCAAAGACUGAAUAUUGCCAUAGAUAUUGCUUCUGCAAUGGACUAUCUUCACAAUGACUGCAAUCCACCAGUAGUACAUUGUGACUUGAAACCUGAAAACGUUCUUCUGGAUGAAGACAUGGCUGCUCAUGUUGGGGAUUUUGGAUUGGCAAGGUUUAUUUCCGAAAAUCUAUCACAGGGAAAAAGCAGCACAAUUGAACUGAAAGGUUCUAUUGGUUACAUUGCUCCAGAGUAUGGUCUAGGAGGCAAAGCAUCAAGGAGUGGAGAUGCGUAUAGUUUUGGGAUCCUUUUGCUUGAGAUAUUCAUUGCAAAGAAACCAACAGAUGCGAUGUUCAAAGAAGGAUCAAGCCUCAACGAAUUUGCAUCGGCAAUGACCAUUGAUGACCAAGCUUUGAACCACAUUAUUGAUCCCAGGCUGUUCAAGAAUAUUAACGAUGGAACUCCAAUGCAAAGCUUGAGCAUUACUUCCUCUAGCAGCAGCAGCAGCAAUCGCACCAACCGCAGUUUUAGGAUGGAAAAUUAUGAAGAGUGUUUAGGAGCAGUAAUAAGAGUUGGUUUGGCUUGUGCAGCUCAAAAUGCAAGAGAUCGUUUAUCAAUCAGAGAGGCCCUGGCAAAGUUACUACAGAUUAAGAAAUCUUUGCUCCGCUCUUGAAAAUGGGCACGCGGCAAUGGUAUGUGCAGUCGCAGUUGUCCAAUCACGGUCAUGGGUAGUUUAAACUACACUAAUCUAUAUUUCUAUCAAGUUAUAUCAUGAUGUAAUGUUAUUUAAUAUCUAGGGGAAAUUAUAUUAGGCUUAGUUUUCUAUUUCUAUUAGGAUUUGAUUAGUUUUCUGUUUCGUUUAAGAUAAAUUAUCAUGCAUUAAGUGUGAUUUUAGGAAUGACUACACAAGAAUAAUAAAUGUUUAAAAGGCAU